Porites lobata is the source of this 7635-nucleotide messenger RNA. NCBI's taxonomy places the organism in Eukaryota, Metazoa, Cnidaria, Anthozoa, Scleractinia, Poritidae. The record is from the annotation of a GenBank genome assembly.
GCAACCAUUCCUUAACAUUUAUCUACUGAAAACUGGCUAGAACUGAAGAUGUUUCGCUUGCAUGAUUCAUGAAAAGCGAAUUGACUUUAUAGUUUUGGGCUGACUUGUUGAUGUUUCAUGAAAAAGUCAACUGGUAAGACUUAAAACUCUGGGCUUAAUUUAUAUGGCUUCAAGCAGUGGAUCUGGAGGAAAGUCUCCCAAAAAGCUUCGUGAAGUAGUCAAUUCAAGCAAGGUAGGAAAAGUAUCCAUACUUCGUGUUACUGACCGAGCCUUGAAUUGCUUUAAAAAAUUAAUAUUUUUUGUUGGCGUUUGCACUGAAGCUUAAAUAUGUUUAUGCUGUGGUAAAAGGAAAUAUUGAAUACAAUGCAAGGCUGAUCGGAAAGCUAAGAAUGGUCAAUAUAUCGCUUAUUUUUGUCCCGCCAGAGUGUCUUGGCAAGCGAAAGUAUUCAGAGCUUAUCAUAGUGGUUAACAUUAUAUUUCAGGUUUAAAUUUUUGAACCUACUAGCAGCUGUACUAGGUUGAGUCUCAGUUUCCUUUUGUCUUUUAGCCCUUAUUCAUAAAUAAUUAGGGUUAGGAGACAAAGGAAAUAGAGAUUCAACCUAGUUUAACAACUUUUAACCUGAAUUUAAUUUUGACCUGUAACAUUUUACACCAUAAAUGUUAAUUUUUCUGACACCUUUGUCCGGUUUAUGGGAGGGGUAGGACAGUAAAUAUGGGCUCAGAUAGUUGUUGGGGUUUGACAAAUUAAAGGUUGUUUAUCAAGUCAGAACUGGUCAGCCAGAUUAGUCAGCUUGUGAACAAAAUAAACUUUUUUUCAAGGUUUUUCGCUGAAAAUCCAACACUGUCGUGUGUAAGUUUCAGUUAGGAAUAUAAUGAUCAGGCCAGACAGUCUUUAUAGUGGAAUUCUCUUUUUGAGUGGACUGGCCUGGAAAACAUGCUUUCAAUGUUGCAAAUUUCAGUUUCAGCAAUUUUCAUGCUAACUGACUGAAAACCAGCCCAAAAAGGAGGCCUUCUUGGGCGGGGGUGGAGGUGGGUAUGGUGGGGUACAUAUAGUUCCUAGUCUGAAUUUUAAACCUGUCGUUUCACAUGUUGAGGAGGAAACCAUGCUGCUGUUGGUAUUUUACUAUUGUACUUUUCUUUGUUGCUGUCGCUGUUUCAACCCAUCUUUGUGUCAUUUUUUGCCAUUUCUGCUGUCCUGUGUUGCUGUUUCAAGGCCAUGUCACUUGUCCAAAUUUUAGCCUAACAGGGCCUCAAAAAGGACCUUGUACAAUACUAUAACUAAAUGAAUAAAAUAAUACUUACAAAUCAAGACUUACCGUUUGUUGAACUUUUCUUUUGUUUCAGUAUGAAUGUAUGGAUGUCCCUGAAGAAAUGAAAGCAAACUUGGAAAAACUAAGGGCGUUGUCAAAAGAUGAUUUAACAGAAAAUGGACUCUUGCGUUCCCGCAUUGAUCAGCAGUGUGAACUUAUUUGCAUUCUAAAGCAGCGUGCAGAUGAAUCUCUUAAAAGGUCCAUGACACUGGAAGGUGAAAACAGUGAAAUUAAAAAACACAGGGAUGAAAUAUUGACUGCUUUACACAAUGAGACAAGAAAGUACUCUGUUUUGGAGAAACGAUUUGUUGUUCUAAAUCAGAACCAUGAGGAACUCAUCAAAAUCAAAGAUGAUUACAAAAUAGAAAAUGGAAAGCUGCGAAUUGAAAAUGACCGCCUCAAAAAGGAAAAUGAAGACUUGUUUGGCAGCCUUGUGGCAGAACGUGACUUGCAGAUCAAGCAACUUAGAGAGGAAGUGAAAACCUUCCAAGAGAAAUAUCAAGUUGCUACGACAAAAGAAAGGUUGGUAGGCAGUAACAGCCACAUAAAUGUGGCAGGGAAUAGAAAAUAAUUUAUCAAACAAUCUACAGUCAAAGCUCUCCUUGCGACCACUCUAGUAAGUGACCAGCUCUAGUUAUGACCACCUUUGUGAAACCGAACUGUGACUUAAACUUUGUAAUGAAAAGCUCUUGUAAGCGACCGCACUAGUUGGUGACUGUGACCACUUUUAGGGUUACCCAACUGGAAUUUUCCUAUGUUUGUAAGUUCUUGUAAGUGACCACUCAGAGUCUCAUUCAUACAAACCAACACUUGAAUGACACUGCACUAAUGGUUCAUUGAUAAAGAUCUUGGGGUUAUUUUGGUCUAACAAAUUAGACGUAAAAUUUAGCCGUGUCUAUAUUUGCUUAAGACACUGACAGUAAACAUUACUUUCUUUUGUUUGUCUUUAUGAAUUAUUGGUUUAAAAAAAAUAAUAUGACUCUAUGGGGUAGUUCGCAUGCAUGAGUCUGUGAUGUAGGUCAGUGAAUGCCCAUUUUGACAGCUGUUAAUAAAUUGAAUUGAUAUGCCCCAGGUUGAAUAUAUAGAUCUAAGUUAUUGACAAAUGUCACAUUUUGCUCUCGCAAAAUUGAAUUAAACUUAACUAUGAGGCUUACAUUAUUUUUUUUUGUCUUUGCCAUUUUAUUUGUUUGUUUGUUUGUUGUUUAAUUGCCCUCUGCAACUUUGAUUUUCCUUGAUUGUUUAGAGCCUCAGUACUGGGAAAAAUGCAUGUGCUUAUUUUUCUUACAAUUACUCCUAUUUUCAUCACUUUCACUGAGUUAAAAUCAGAAUGUCAUUCAUGACAGAAAGAAUUCUUUUGUCUGUUAGUCAAGAAUCAGGGGUGGAUCUAGGGGGAGGGUGUAGGGGGUGCGCACCCCCCCCCCCCCUAAUGAGAUGACCUGCGGUUUUUUAAUACAACUGGUUUUUUGCCAAAAAAAAACUAGGUGGUUUAUUGGUGUUGAAGUCGAGCAAGAGACGAGUGCACCCCCUCCUAAAAAAAAUCCUGGAUCCGCCCCUGAGAAUAAGCUUUAUUAAGUUCAUUAAUAGAUGAUGUAUGUCUCCUCUAAUUAGGGUGGCUCUGGAACAUCUCUCGUCUCUUGAGAAGAAGUACCAUGAGCAGGCUAAUAAGCUUCAGAAAGAAAUUGCAAAUUUGCAGAAAAAUGCAGAAGGUUAGUUAUAAAUUAACAUGAUUGUCACCAUACUGGUUUAUUGGUUUAAUUUCCACAACCUUUGUCUUACCGUUUUGCCCAUGACUGUGUACAUCUGGGUGGAGAGCAUAACCUAGUGGAGUAAAGUUUCUUGCUUAGCAAAACAAUGUGACAGCAAAAUAGCUCAGUGGGUAAAUCUCUUGACUGCAAAGCGGGAUGUCAUGGGUCCGAUUUUCAGAGCUGAACCAAUACUGGGUGUUAAAGUUGAUGUUACACAAGACAAUUCGCAACAACGAUUUUUAGCGCAACACAGUGUUGCAUCAUUGUUGUUACGUUGUUUCAAAUUGUUACAACAUUGUUCCAACAUUGCAACGCUGUAUUGCGCUAAAAAUCGUCCUCUGCUAAUUGUCCUGUGUAACAUGACCUUAAAUUGAAUAACUGAGAAAUGAAGGUACUGCCUUUGCCCUACAAAUGGCUAGUCCUUUCCAGAUCUGGGUAGUGACAUGUCAUCAGUAUGGAAUUUCUGUACUCGUUUCUCAAACAUCAUUUUGUGGGGAAACAAGGUGUGGCGUCGCAAAAUGUCAGCUGUUUUGUCUGACGAGACCGUCUUUCACAUGGCUCAUAUGAUCAUGUAAAACGGCAGUCCUGUCUCCAGUAGUAAACAUAAAAAUAGUAUCCUCAAUUAGUACUUUUGUGCUAAAUACAUUGACAGUUAAAUAUAAUUUGUUUUUUUAUUACAUUUUCUCUAACAAUAUUGCGCUAAAACAUUUUGCUCAUUACCCAGCACUAUUGGUCAUCUCGUCACUUUUUAAAUUCUCAAUGCUAUCGCAUUUUAGUUGGGCACUUAACUAACCUUUGUAAGAUGGUAAUUGCAUCAAAGUAUUAGACACUCAAGUAAAGUGUAUUUUCCCCUUUUUUUUUCUAAACCCGGACCUACAGAUCCAAACUUCAAGGCACAAACUGUUCAGCCACCAUGCUUCCUUAUCAAGCAUGUAAAAAUAUGGAUGUUUAAAAAAUAAGAACCUGUAAAACUUAAGCCUCCCGCACAAACAUUCUUUUGGCUUGUCACGCAAUCCAACGCAUUACAAAGCCUAAGGACGUCUGCAUGGGAGCAUGGUAACCUGGGACCAGCUCUGCAGUUUAACGCUUUUUUAUGCUGCUUCACUCCGUUUUUCUGCCCACAGCAGAAACUGGUCCAAUGUUAGGAGGCUAGCAAAAACUUCAGAGUUACAUGGUACUCAUUUAGUUCCGUGUUCGAAAAUGCUGACAAUUAAGAGGAGUGUUUUUGUCCCUGUGCUUGAAAGUAUGAACAUACGAAUGAUUUAUUUGUUACGUUUUACUCACAGAGCAGCAUAAGCAAGCAGAAGAGAAGUACAGAAUGUCUGCUUCUGAAAAAGAAGAAAAUAAAGCCAAAGAACUGGCACUGAAGAAGGAAAGAGAUGAGUUUGCAGCUCUUGCAUUGGAAAGGGGAAAAGCUCUUGAAGUAAGUCAAGUCAGUUGUUAUGCUUUUGAAAAGAAGCAGCACUUUGAUGCAUAAGACUGUAUGGUGUGCGCUAAUGAUGUUAUUAGCUAAUACUAUUAAUGGAAAAUUUCGCCUCCUUUGCAGGCUAGGAAAAAAUACUUAGAACUCUGUAUUAACUCAAUAAUGCACCAGUAAAAAAGAAUAUUUUUACUUCUUUUAUGAAUUUUCCAGUGACUUGGUUAUAGUUUCAGUUUAUUUGAUUGCCAGCAAAAAAAGAACAGUCAUUCAAUACAUUGCAAAAAUAAUAGUUAAACCGUAUGGGCUUAUUACUGUGAUCUUCCUCUCUAGCCUAAGACUACAAGGGACACAGGUAGGCUACUGUUUUGAGUGAUGAUUUAUGAACACAAGAGUGGUGCUAAGAGAAGAGACAAGAGAGCGCUGCCUUCUAAUUCUGAAUCUCGAGUAUACUCUUAUUACUCCAAUAUGUGAGCGGAACAAGUUUCUGUUUCAGUCAGCUUUAAAAGCGCAAUGAUUUGCCCUCGCUCUGGACACGUGCUAAAUUUGCGUGGUCCCUGUACGGCGUUUUCCCAGUCCCUCUCGGUCAAUUCGUUUCGGUGACGUAUCCGAGGCGAACGGGAGGGAAACAUUUUCUCACAUUUUCGCAUGGACCACGUGACCCGAAACGCUUUGGCCGCGAGGAAAAAUGAGGCCUAGGGACUAGGCAAGUGCUAAAUGAGAAUCCAUUCAAUCACAGGACGCUCAUUUUUACAAAUAUCUGUAAAACUGUUUAUGUUCUACAUACGUUGCAGGAAAAGCAAAGAGAACUCAAAGAACUUUGUCGUAAACUAGAAGAAGCUGAAAAAUCUCUUAAAGAAACGGAGGAUAAAUUUGUGUAAGUGCUAUUAUUCUGGGUUGUGGCGAAAAUUAUGUUAAGGAGGACAAAAAAAGAAGCAAUGAAAUAUCUGUUGCCCCUAUGUAGCUACAGAACAAGAUAACCAAGAAAUAUGUAACAAUCAAGGUUUGCGGAGAAAUAUUUUAUUAAUUUUUUGAUAUUCUUCUAACUGAAGAUAAAUUAUGGUUUCUACAAAGUUUUAAAAACAACCCAAAUUUUACCAAAAAUCUUUGAAAAGUUCUUUGUAGUAAAGGUCCCAUAAGGCUCUUGAUAAAAUUUGUUAAAUAUAUGUGUGAUCGAAAAAUCGAAGCGACUUUCCCCUUUCUCUCUUUUCCGUUCCAUUACUUCUCGCCUACAAUCCGCGCUCGUUCCCGUCAUCCUUCACCCGCACUUCUCUCUCGUCUCCAUCAACCCUCUUUAAAAUCAGUGCGCCCCGCCAAGCCCUGGCUAACUGCUGUGGAGAGGGCAGAGAAUAAUGUAGUAGAGUAACUUUUCGAAACUUCUCGGUAUUUCUUUUCUCCAUAGGUGGUGCUGAAACCGGGCAUAGAAAGUAAUCCUUGUUAGCCUGCGAAGCAUGGCGGUUUUGUCAGGCGCAUUGCUGAACAGGAAAGCCGCGAGAAAAAUAAAAACCGCUUCCCCUUGCCCACAUUAAUUUGUUUGCGCGCUCGACAAAACAGCCAUGUUACGCAGGAUAAUCCUUGUUUGUUUGUUUGACACCGUGUCAUCUUUCAAUUUCUGCAGGUCUGAACUUCAAAACAUGUCAGUAAAUGCUCAGGUUUUAAGAUUAAAGAAGCAAUUAGAAGAUGCUGAGCGAAAACAAAAAGAAAGUGAAAAGGUACUUUUACAUUUAGUGACUUACAGUACCAAAGUGGACACUUUGACAAGGAAAAGUGCCACAGGUCUACUUCACAGGGGAUACAAUCCAGCGCGAAGAAACUGUGUGUCCUUGCUCGACUAGAUAACGUCUGUUAUGCAGGCUUUAUACUGCUCUCAGUAAGCUUUAUUUGAAUAAUCACAGUCGCUGAAAUAGGGUUUCAUCCCGCACUCGAAAGACUCAAAGCUUGGAGCCUCCUUCUACAGUAUAGGCUAACAGCACUACACGAAAGUACUGCUCAGUAGCUUUUUAUUGAAUGAUAACAGUUCAGGAUUUUAUAAACAGACUCGAGAGUUCUACAGCAUUAUUUAAGCAAUAGAAAACGUUUUCCGUUUUUGCAUAGCCUGAUGUAAACACGAGAGGGGUUGGGAGAAUUCGAGACAGUUAUGCAAACCCGAGACGAAGUCGAGGGUUUGCAUAACCGUCGAGAAUUCUCCCAACGCCUCGAGUGUUUAUAUCAGGCUAUGCAAACACAGGAAAAAAGUUUUCUAUUGCUUUUAGAAAAUAACUUUCCCGAGAAAAAAAAAGCAAAACUCUUUGUAUGGCCCUGAUUAAAAGAGAAAUUCUCAGCAGUCGCAAAAUCUUGUCCACGAAGUCUUGCACGCGUAAUCAGUUCUUGUUUUGCAAAAAGAUGCUUUACAGAAUACGGAUUUUUCUCGCUUAAAAUGGCAGCUUAAGCGAAGAAAAAUUGACUCACCUUCUUUGUAACGAUUUUCCAUGUUUCAGCCGACGAAGGAAUGGGUAAAUAAAGUAAACUUGUCGAGUUUUGAACUCGAAAACUUUUUCAAAUUCGUGCUUGCGUGAGUAGCGCGCGAAAAGCCAAACAACUUGACGCCACAACCAUGUUUACAUACUCUCAUGCAAACACUCCUCUCGGCCAAUCAGAGCGCGCGUACUAUCUUAGUUAUUUUAUAAAACUGAACAGUACCACUAGACGGACGUAACUGCUUAGUAGCUGUCCAUUUAAAAUGGCUACACCAUAGCAUUUUGGCGACAUCCAAAGACAGCGAACUAUCUCGUAUUAUAAACAGUAGGUGGUACCAAGGACUUAAAAUGCCUUCAUCUAGCCUACUUAACAUUACCAUAGGGAAUUAAGUACUACUUAAUAACCUCUAUUCGAAUGCUCGCACUUUAGGAUUUUCUCCACAGACUCAAAAGUGGUUAGGCUGCGCGCAAGUUUCCUCUUGCUUGGCUAUCGUAAACUUUCAGCAAAGAGAUUUUGCGUCUAACAUGUAAUGAUGCCCCGCUGCUCGACUCUAAAGGAGCAUUGUAUAGUACGGAAUCAUACUUAUCCUCUGCGUUUUUUUUUUUUUUUUUUUUAACAGGAAUAUGAUGCUUACAAGAGGCACAUGUCGACCUUGCUGGGAAAAGAGAAAGAACUGAAUAAUAAACUCCGAAUUUUGAUUGGUUAA